Molecule: messenger RNA, 795 nt
Organism: Solanum dulcamara
Lineage: Eukaryota; Viridiplantae; Streptophyta; Magnoliopsida; Solanales; Solanaceae
Exons: 2
Coding region: 54-602 (182 amino acids)
Source: RefSeq, a predicted model, not a curated record
GCUGUAUAAUUAGCUCAAUUACUUAAUCAUAUUAUUAAUUUGUGAUCUAUCCAAUGCAUCUUUUCUCAUUUGGCAACAACAUGAAGAACCAUUCUCAUCUUAGGAGCUACCACUUCUUGUUCCUUCUCUUAUUGUUGUUUAUCACAUCAUUCCACUACACUAUUGGCAGUGCUGGAGAUGAACAAGGAGGAGGAGAAGAGCAGCAGAUUCAAGAACAACAACUCCAUGAGAAGAGUAGGACUCCUAUUAUAGAGACUGUCAAGAGAAUGUUUUCUUUCCCCGCUUCUUUUCCUCAAACUCCAACUAAUUAUUGGAGCAAAUUUGAAUCACUAAUCAAACAAGGAAAGGCCUACUUCUCCCCUCCAACUCUAGAUUUCAGGGAUAGCCAGGAAGCACAGGCCAGGGUUGAAGGGGGAGCACCAGGUGAAAAGGUAAAAGAAGCUGUCCUGAAGAGCCUUGACAAGAGCAAAGCGGCCUUAGAAGAAUCCGCCAAAUCAGCUGCAAAAUUAGCAGGGGAAGCAGUGCAGAAGACUACGAAUAAGGUGAAAAGAACAUUCUCUUUUGGAGAUAGAGACCCUGGACACCAAGCGGAUGAGCUCUGAUGGAAAAAAAUAACUUUGCAAUAUAAAUGUGAACAAUUAGCACCUUGGAAGUUAAGCUUAGUUCAUAGUUUAUGUACUGGUAUUUCCACUUGAGUAGCGUUGUUUUCCCAUUGGUUUGUUCAUAGUUGUUUUUCAUGUAUCUACUCUUCAGUAAUUUAUUUAAUCAUAGUAGUCGCGAAGGCCAUUGUGUUGA